AUGGCCAACGAGGAGAACGCAGAGGAUGGCUCGCACGCCCUGUCCAGGGGCAACGACGUCCCAAACGGCAAUCAAAUCUCCACCACAUUCCCUCCCGCACUCAACAUCCAAAGCCUAGAGGACUUCAUCCGCGAAAAUCCCUAUCACCCUCCAACAGCAGGGACCACGCAGCGGCAAUCCAAAGGAGACCCCGAGAGCGUCUCCCGCUUCCACAACCUCUGCGUGCUGCGCGGAAUCACGCCGAUACUCACAGAGACCGAAGUUGCUUCGCAAGCAUUCACUGCCAAGGUGGUGUUUGGCGAGCUCGAGGUGGAGGUCGAAGAGCAGUUUCCCAGCAAGAAGGUGGCUCGUGGGGCUGUGUGCAAACUUGCGCUUGAGAAGUUGUUGUCUACUGAUGCGGGGGUGAGGAAGAAGGCGAAACGUAAGAGGUCGGGGGCCAACGAUGCUUCAACGGAGUUUGAGAUCGAUGAGGACUGGGUUUCAAUCUUAAAUGAGUACGCCCAGCCAAAGAGGCUCCGAAUGCCAGAGUACGACGACAUGGCAUACGGAGGCGCUCCGCCAAAGUUCUCAUGUACUCUCAAGAUUGCAGAUGCGCCAAACGAAACGUUUGGGUACAGGUUCGACUUGCUGCACACGUCGAAGAAGGCCGCGAAGACGAUGGCUGCGAAAGAGGCAGUGUUGUGGCUACGCGAACAGGGCAAGCUUCCACCAACCCCGACCAAACGAAAGAAGAUCGCCCAUCCCACCGCUGCUGCUGGACACUCCGGCAGUACUGACAUUUCAAGAAGUCUGUCAACACUGAGCACCGACGACCACGUUCCCUUGCCACCUUCACAGCGCCUGAAUUACCUUAUCGACUCGCUCGGCUUCCAGGGGAUGUGGUGGGACCUACGACCAUCGCCCGUGCAGUCGUGUCUAGGCAACAUGGCGUGGGACGCAGCUAUUACCUUUCCCGAUCGCGAUGUCGAGACGGAGCCGCGACUGGCCGGACGACUGGGGCAGGUGUGGGGGGUCCAUGGAAAGGCGAACGCGAAGGCGAAGUGCUGUAAGAACGUCCUGCCCUUGCUGGAGGAGAUUCAGGCCGAGCGGAUUGGACAAUUCAGUUGA
Molecule: messenger RNA, 1107 nt
Organism: Neohortaea acidophila
Lineage: Eukaryota; Fungi; Ascomycota; Dothideomycetes; Mycosphaerellales; Teratosphaeriaceae
Exons: 2
Coding region: 1-1107 (368 amino acids)
Source: RefSeq, a predicted model, not a curated record